Messenger RNA from Rotaria sp. Silwood2, 309 nucleotides. The record is from the annotation of a GenBank genome assembly. NCBI's taxonomy places the organism in Eukaryota, Metazoa, Rotifera, Eurotatoria, Philodinida, Philodinidae.
AUGAUUAUAUCAUUUUCACCUGUCAGUAGUUUGAAAAAAAGCUCAUAUUCAACAGGUAUUUCUGAUAUUGUUCGAAUAGCAUUUCAACGUGGUUUUAAUCGUUUCAUAUUUGGUCAAACAUCUUAUGAUUCAGAUGUAUUUCGUUAUGCACAAUCAUUACAACAUGGUAUUCCAGGAUUAUAUGCUGGAGAAUCAUGUCGAUUAUCAUCAAAUACAUGUUCACAUGAUGAACAAUGUUGUUCAGGUCGAUGUUUAUGUCGUCGAUGGUCAAUUAUGGGAGAAGAACGUUGUAUUAGAAAAUGUUUAUAG